AUGGACUCAAUUCAAGCUAAACAACUUUGUGUGAAUUGUACUAAAGGUGGAGGCAUUACGAUAUGUGUUGGAUGUCAAGGAUGCUUUUGUAAAGGUCAUUUUCAAGAACAUCGACAGACUCUUGAUGAAGACAUGGAUCGUGUCUGUCAACAACAAGAAUAUCUCUACAAGACUUUAACUGGAAAUAGUAUUGUGCAUCCACUUCUUUCUCAUAUUGAUGAUUGGGAACAGUCAUCGAUUAGAAAGAUUCAAGAAGUAGCAGAAAAAGCUCGAAAUGAUCUAACAAGAUUUAUGAAUGAAAUGAAAGCUCAAUUAAAACAAGCACUUCUCAAAAUAAAGAGUGAAUUAGAAUCAAGUCGCGAAGCAGACGAUUAUACAGAAAUAGAAUUGACAAAUUGGAUCGAACAACUAGAAAAACUUCGACGAAUGUUUGAAAAACCACCAGCUAUUGAAAUUGUUGAUGAUCAAGCACAACCACUCAUUCGUAUCGUUCAACGAAAAGGUUCGUAA
Molecule: messenger RNA, 510 nt
Organism: Rotaria sp. Silwood1
Lineage: Eukaryota; Metazoa; Rotifera; Eurotatoria; Philodinida; Philodinidae
Source: the annotation of a GenBank genome assembly